This is a messenger RNA of Marmota monax (woodchuck), 936 nucleotides long. RefSeq names its product olfactory receptor 5P1-like. The record is from RefSeq and is a predicted model, not a curated record. NCBI's taxonomy places the organism in Eukaryota, Metazoa, Chordata, Mammalia, Rodentia, Sciuridae. Gene Ontology annotation, cellular component: membrane. Gene Ontology annotation, biological process: sensory perception of smell; G protein-coupled receptor signaling pathway. Bases 4 to 936 code for a protein of 310 amino acids. Gene Ontology annotation, molecular function: olfactory receptor activity; odorant binding; G protein-coupled receptor activity. The transcript has a single exon.
GAGAUGGAGGUUGGAAACCACACCACUGUGACAGAGUUCAUCAUCUUGGGGUUGACAGAGGAUCCUACACUUUGUGCCAUCUUCUUUGUGAUAUUUCUAGGAAUAUAUGUUGUCACUUUAGUGGGCAACACCAGCAUCAUAGCUCUAAUAAGAAGCUGUUCUCAGCUUCACACCCCCAUGUACCUGUUCCUCAGCCACCUGGCUUUUGUGGACAUUGGGUGUUCCACAGCAGUCACACCUAUAAUGCUUAUAGGAUUCUUAGGACAUGGAACUGUCUUCCCUGUGGCUGGCUGUGAAGCCCAGCUAUGUUUUGUGGUGACAUGUGGGACCACCGAGUGCUUCCUGCUGGCUGCCAUGGCCUAUGAUCGCUAUGUGGCCAUCUGCUCCCCUCUGCUGUACUCCACCCACAUGUCCCCCAGAGUCUGCCUUCUCUUAGUGGGGGCUUCCUACCUGGGUGGCUGUGUGAAUGCUUGGACAUUUACUAGUUGUUUAUUGAGUCUGUCUUUCUGUGGACCAAAUCAAAUCGAUCACUUUUUCUGUGACUUCUCCCCUUUGUUGAAACUUGCCUGCUCAGAUGUCUCCUUAAUUGAAAUUAUCCCUUCCAUCUCCUCUGGCUCCAUCAUUGUGGUCACAGUGUUUGUCAUUGUUCUCUCUUACAUCUACAUCCUCACCACAGUCCUGAAGAUGCGCUCCUCUGAAGGGCGCCACAAGGCCUUCUCCACCUGCACCUCCCACCUCACUGCAGUCACUCUCUACUAUGGGACCAUCACUUUCAUCUAUGUGAUGCCCAAGUCCAGCUAUUCCACCAGCCAGAAUCGAGUGGUGUCUGUGUUCUACACAGUGGUGAUUCCCAUGUUGAACCCCCUCAUCUACAGCCUGAGGAACAGAGAUGUGAAGGAGGCCCUGCGGAAGACAACUGUCAGAAUAUAUUCUUAG